UUUAAGAUGCCAAUCAGCAGCGUGGUGGCCUACAAUGCGGCCGUCUUCAUCAGCACUCUCUUCCUCCUCGAGGCCGGCGCCGACAAGUUUGUGGACCACACGGCCAUCGUCGCUCGGCGCACAGGUAUCCCGGACACCCUCAUCGCGCUAAUCACCGCCGGCGCCGAGUGGGAAGAGCUUGCUGUGGUCGUCAGCGCCCUGGCGCAAGGCCGCGCCUCCCUCGCUCUCGGCAACAUUAUUGGCUCGGCCAUCUCCAACAUCCUUGGCGCCUUUUCGCUGGGUCUCCUCUUUCGCAAACAGGACGAUGCGGUGCAGUUCGAUCGCAGCGCGCGCAUCUACUCGCUUCUGCUGCUCGGCGUGACGACUGCCAUUGUCCCCAUCACGUACUUCCCUCGUGAAUUCCUCUGGCGUGUGACCGGUAUCACCUUAGUCGUCGCCUUCGUUGUCUAUCUGCUCUCGAUAGGCUGGGCAAUCAACCGAGGAACGCUGGUUGCACCGGAAGGCUCAGAAAGUGAUAGCUCUAGCGACGAGGAUGACACCUCAUCUUUAUCUUCAGACUCCUCCAUCUCAACGCGAGGAGACGGCCGUGCUCAUACACCUUCAUCGUCGCAAGCUGAACCACAGACAACCGACACCGACGGCGAGCAACAACCUCUCCUCCGUCCCUCGGAACGCUUCCUCCGCCGCCGCCGCGGUCUGUCCUAUCACAUCGCCUACCUCUUCGCCGGCUUCCUCGCCAUCUGCCUAGCAGGCUACAUCCUCUCCCACGCAGCAACCAACAUCGCCGACGCCCUCGGCGCCUCCGACGUCCUCUUCGGCAUCGUCGUGCUCGCCAUCGGCACGACUCUGCCGGAGAAGUUCAUCGCCGUGAUCAGCGGCCGGCGCGGGCACGGCGGCAUCCUCGUGGCCAAUACGGUGGGCAGCAACGUUUUCUUGCUGACGUUGUGCCUGGGUAUCGUCAUGGUGGGUACGGAGGGGGCGCUGGGGAGCGCGGGGAGCGUCUCGGCUACUGAGCUGGGUGUUCUCUGGGGUAGUACGGCUUUGUUUACGGGGUCAAUGUGG
Messenger RNA from Colletotrichum godetiae, 1062 nucleotides. RefSeq lists its product as uncharacterized. Lineage: Eukaryota; Fungi; Ascomycota; Sordariomycetes; Glomerellales; Glomerellaceae. Gene Ontology annotation, biological process: intracellular calcium ion homeostasis; calcium ion transmembrane transport. Gene Ontology annotation, molecular function: calcium, potassium:sodium antiporter activity; calcium channel activity. The transcript is spliced from 2 exons. Gene Ontology annotation, cellular component: plasma membrane. The record is from RefSeq and is a predicted model, not a curated record. The annotation marks the transcript as partial.